Tachysurus fulvidraco (yellow catfish) is the source of this 3603-nucleotide messenger RNA. RefSeq names its product probable GPI-anchored adhesin-like protein PGA25. The transcript has 10 exons. Lineage: Eukaryota; Metazoa; Chordata; Actinopteri; Siluriformes; Bagridae. The coding region runs from base 270 to 3410 and encodes 1046 amino acids. The record is from RefSeq and is a predicted model, not a curated record.
GUGUGUGUGUGUGCGCGCGUGUGUGUGCGCGUGUGUGUGUGUGCGCGUGUGUGUGUGUGUGUGAGGCGUGUCUGUUAGAAGUGAGAGAAGGCGAACAGAUAACUUGCGGCCACUAAACUAUCAUAAAAAUGAAGCAAAAUAAAGCAAUAAAAUAAAAGAACUGGUCCGAAACACCGAGAGACCUGAAAACGGAAUAAACAGCUGAUGCUUGUGGAAGUUUGGAGCUCUGAGGGGAAUGUUUCCUGUGUGUGUGUGUUUCCUGUCACAACAUGCAACUGUUAAGCUUUUAUUUACUGUUUACUUUCAUCACAGGAUUUAACACAUCAGAAGAGGAUCCUGAUCCAUCUCGAAUUCCACACGUGGACAGUGACCUUGUCUCUCCCUCUCAGGACGCUUCCCCCUCUGUGAUCCUGGACAUUUUCAGGACUGCACACAAGCUCCAGACCGCGAGUGUACGUCAGGGUGGAGGGGACUCUGGAUUGGGCGAUAAGACCAGAUUCCAUGUUGUUCCACAGGAAACCUCACACAAUGGACAGGAUGAAGCUGGAAGCGUGAUCUCUGACCUCGCUCACACAGCUACACACUCACUCACUGGUUCCAGCCUCGCGUUUACAGAAAAGGAACAAGCCUCGAGUCGCUUUAGUGCUGAGACACAAUGGACAGGACUUUCUGCUCACACACUGAACGUAGCCACAAGCGCUGAUUCAAAUACGCUUCCAGAAAACGGUCCACGUCCCACAGCAGUGUUCUCGGAUGUACACGUCGAUACGGACACGCCUUCACUUCACUCUGAUGUGCUCACCGUGAUGUCCACCACCGUGAUGUCAUCAGCACCCAAGGGCAGUCCAUCUCAUAUAACUACCCACAGAAACAGAGCAACAGUCGCAGAACUCGAGACGUCCGAAUCGCACGGAUUCCGUGACGUCAGAGAUGGACGUGAUGCAUCAGCGAUGUCAUCAUCAUUCACAGCCAAUGAGGGAAGACCUGCAGUUCAGCCUUCAAGCGAAAUGUCCUGGACUAAAAGUCUUCCUCAUCCAAAUCACAUGAACCCAAACUACCCAGAUUUGUCUGUUACUGAUAGAUUUCUAAGUGACUCCGUGUCACACCUCCAGGCCUCGGAGUCCAACAGCAUCACGUAUGUGAGUGACGGCACGUCGAGGUCAUCGGCAUCAGCACACACGGCGGAAACGGAUCGCUUACCUCGAUCGACUCGUAUCAACAGAAACGUUUCCGGACAUACGGCCUUGUCGCGUUUUGAUGAUGUAAGCGCCACGACUGACCCACCCAGAGCUUCACUAGGUGUAGCCACAUCUACACUUUCUGACAUGUUGGAAAAUCUAUCUACAACAAACAGGAAAAGGGCGGAGUUUUACUCGUACACUCCGCAUUACACCAGUUCCCCAAACACAGACUCCACACCAACUGAAUCAGCGACUCCACAGGCAUCACACACUGUCCACACUGAAUACACUACCAUCCCUGUACAAACUACUAACCCCCAGCUGAGUGAGUCACACACACACACACACACGCACACUGAAAUCCUUCCUACUCGCUCGGAUUCAGGCUCGGGUUCUGUUGCAUGGAUGAGACAGGACUUCACCUCUACACCAGCUUCACCUUCAGCACACACACUGACUCCUGGUGAUCCCAUGAACUCUUCUACGGUUCCGAUCGGCUCCUGUAGGUCUGCUAGCGCGACCCGUCAGACCGACCCGACCACCACGCUCGGUCCCAUCACAGCUCCGUAUGGAACGACGGACACAGACUCUGCGUCUGAAUUACAGACACAAACUGACAAUAAGACUGAAGAGAUCACAGAACUGAACAGUAUAACAUCAGAUCUGCCUCACGUGACGGCUCUUAACGCUGACUCUCGACCAACGAUGGUCACACAUCACCAUCCAUCAACAUCUAGGAACGAUCCUGAGACAACACCACCUUUGAGCCCAGCUGUUACACCACCAUCACUUCUGACGUCUCACUCAUUCGACACUGUGACCACCAGCACACCUUCUGCAAACCUUCACACGACUCUUAUAACGACCCGACGGCCUGAGACGCGAAUUCCAAACCAUCUCACUACAAGCAGGAACACGCAGAUUGUCCAGCAGCCUGAAACAACAACAACAACACACCGAGUGCACACACACACAAACACACACACAAACACACACACAAACACCGAAACACACACAACUUUAACCCCUGUGAUCAAUCAAACAUCUUGGCGUCGCAAUUUCACUAAGAAACCCGAAAAAGACCGGUCACAAAAGGGGCGGGUCUUCAUCAUGGAGGACCAACCAGCAAUCAUCAAGGAGGAAACCUUCCAGGUGUUGUUGCAGGUGAUACUGGAGGAGAACUCACCCCCAUACGCAGGACUUGUGGAGGUGGAGCCGUUUUUACAAAAUGUAUCAGGAUACCAAAGCCAGCAUGUCACCUGGCACAGUGGUCCAGUUGUGCAGUCUGUGGUCACGUUCAGGACGGUGGAGGCCGUCUCAUGGCUCGAGAGGGCGGGGUCUCUCUUACAGGAGGCGGGGCUUAAACCACUUCCAACAGGGGGGGUUUUUGUGAGCGGAAUCCAGGUCAAAAACAUCACAGUGGGAGGACUGCACAGUGAUGUGUGUUCUUGGUUGUUUUCUUGUCCAUCUGACUUCUCCUGUGUCUCUUCUGAUGGAAACGUCACCUGUAAGUCAGUGUGCCACUCUGAGUACUGCAAGAACCAUGGCAUCUGUGUCCAUCGGUCCGGACAGAACCCAGUCUGCCAGUGUCCUGUGGGUGAGGAUUUCUGGUUCAUGGGUCAGCACUGUGACCUCCGUAUGACCCGGCAGAGAUUGGCUGGUUUGUGUUCUGGGGUUUUAGCCGCAAUAGCAGCUCUGAUGGGGCUCCUGGCUUAUCUCGCUGUACAGCGCUUUAAGAAAACCCUUAUACAAGCCAAAGCAGAACAGACACAGAGCAGUUACCGCAGAUUUAACCACUUUGAUGAGCUGUCAGCUCGUUUUUGGAGAAGAUCCUGGCCUGGGUCUCAGGACUCGCUGGAUAACACUGCGUUCAGUCAUUCUGAUGAGUUACUGCAUAUGAGAGCACUGGACCAGGCCUGUUGUUACCAUGACGACACACUCUCCCUCGCCUCCACCUACCCAGAUAGCGUUACACACCUCAAUACGGUGUAUCCUCACAGCUCUCAGUAUCACUGGGACAUGAGCACAUGCAGCCUAGCGGACGGUGUGAUUGACUCAGGAAAGGCCAGUGACCUGUCUGUGUGCAGCUGGCCGAUUGAACCCAUCCAGUGGACACCUUUCCCUUUACUACAGCAACUCAGACACACAGACACGGUGAAACCCUCUCGUCCUCGGUCGUACUGUGAGGGUAUGGAGCUGGUGGGUCUGGAGAAGAGUCGGACGGCGUAGUGAGGGAUUCAUGCAGCUCGUAACACACACUCAGGACUCGGGACACUCACUGAAGAUGACGUAUUUACUUGAAAUUGUAGAAGCAGAAACAUGCAACGCAACGCGGUCUGUUUCUCUUGGUGACUUUCUUCCCUGAUGAAAAGAUUAUUGUGGUGUUUUUUGACACGGUUUGAAUUAAACAUCACUCUUUAUA